AUGGCAUCCUGUUUCCCCAGAACAUACUCGAACAGGAUCUGUUUACAGAAACUGACCGAGUCUCGCAUUUUUACAAAUGCCGCAUCUUCAUAUCCACUCGAUGACUUCCGCGCUCACCCGUUAUACCGAGAAUAUGGCUUUGCGCAAGCAGGGCCUCGAGGACGUUUGGUGAACCCAUCGGGCGUGCUUUUUAAAGCCGCUUGA
Messenger RNA from Laccaria bicolor S238N-H82, 204 nucleotides. RefSeq lists its product as uncharacterized. Bases 1 to 204 code for a protein of 67 amino acids. The record is from RefSeq and is a predicted model, not a curated record. NCBI's taxonomy places the organism in Eukaryota, Fungi, Basidiomycota, Agaricomycetes, Agaricales, Hydnangiaceae. The transcript has a single exon.